ACUCAAAAAAAUGUGUUAAUGGUGUUUUGUUUCUUGAUCUACAUUUACAGCCUUUUAACUUUCUUUGUUUCUUGAUCAUCAUGUCAUGGCUACUCUACUGAAGUGUGUAUCAUCUGCACGUUCAUUCCAUUUCUUUCACUGCUCAUUUCAUCUGGGAAUCAGCUCAAAGUUCCCAUAAAGCUUUCAACUUUAAAUUAUUGUCACUGGAACCCCAUUCCAAUUAGCAAUGGGGGUCAAGAACAUGGGUAAAGCUUCAGUUUUGUUGAUUAUGGUGAUAUGCUGCUGGAUCUCCAUGGCUGAAGCAGAGUACUUUAAAUACAAAGACCCAAAAAAACCAAUUGGUGUUAGGAUCAAAGAUUUGAUGAAAAGAAUGACUUUAGAAGAAAAGAUUGGGCAAAUGACACAAAUUGAUAAAAAAGUUGCAUCCAAUGAGGUCAUCAACAAGUACUUCAUUGGGAGUGUGUUGAGUGGAGGAGGGAGUGUUCCAGCCAAACAGGCAUCCCCAAAAACAUGGGUUGACAUGGUCAACGAUUACCAAAAGGGGUCGUUAUCGACCCGAUUGGGGAUACCGUUGAUUUAUGGGAUUGAUGCUGUUCAUGGUCAUAACAAUGUUUACAAAGCUACAAUCUUUCCUCACAAUGUUGGUCUUGGAGUUACCAGGGACCCAGUUCUGGUCAAGAAGAUUGGAGCUGCAACUGCACGUGAAGUUAGAGCCACUGGGAUACAAUAUGCUUUUGCACCUUGUAUUGCAGUUUGUAGAGAUCCGAGAUGGGGCCGUUGCUAUGAGAGUUACAGUGAAGAUCCGAAGAUUGUUAAGCUAAUGACUGAGAUUAUUCCCGGUUUACAAGGAGAGAUCCCUGCUGGUUCAAGAAAGGGUGUUCCUUUUGUCGGUGGACCAGAUAAAGUAGCAGCAUGUGCUAAGCAUUAUUUGGGAGAUGGUGGGACCCACCUGGGCACAAACGAAGGCAACACGAUAGUAGACGCCAAAGAGUUCUUCAGUAUACACAUGCCGGCAUACUAUGAUGCCGUCAUCAAGGGUGUGGCUACUAUUAUGACCUCGUAUUCCAGCUGGAACGGGGUCAAAAUGCACGCCAACCGUUUUCUCGUCACUGAUUUCCUCAAAAACAGGCUCAAGUUCAAGGGGUUUGUUAUAUCGGAUUGGCAAGGGAUUGACAGGAUCACUACUCCUGAACAUACUAAUUAUACGUAUUCGAUCAUAGCUGGGAUGAAUGCUGGCAUUGAUAUGUUCAUGGUCCCAUACAACUACACGGAGUUCAUCGAUGGUUUAACUUAUCUAGUCAAGAACCGGUUCAUACCAACGAGCCGUGUAGACGAUGCGGUUAAGAGGAUUCUAAGGGUCAAGUUCUCCAUGGGCCUGUUUGAGAAACCGUUGGCUGAUUACAGCAUGGCUAAGUACCUUGGAAGCCAGGAACACAGAGAUCUGGCAAGGGAAGCUGUGAGGAAAACGCUUGUAUUAUUGAAAAACGGUAAAUCUUUAAAGACGCCACUGUUACCACUUCCUAAGCAGGCGUCGAAGAUACUGGUUGCAGGAUCUCAUGCUGAUAAUAUCGGCUAUCAAUGUGGUGGAUGGACAAUCGAGUGGCAAGGGCUUUCAGGAGAUAUUACUGAUGGUACAACAAUCUUAUCUGCUGUGAAAAAAACCGUUGGCCCAAAAACUCAAGUGGUCUACAAUGAGAACCCGAGCGAUAGUUUUGUCAAGUCUAACAAAUUCGACUACGCGAUUGUCGUGGUGGGUGAGCACCCGUACGCCGAGACAUUUGGAGACAGCAAGAAUCUGACAAUCCCAGAGCCUGGACCAAGCACGAUCAACAACGUCUGCGGCUCAGUGAAAUGUGUGGUGGUCGUGAUCAGUGGCCGGCCUGUAGUGAUUCAACCUUAUCUUAAAACCAUAGAUGCCCUUGUGGCUGCUUGGCUUCCGGGAUCCGAGGGUCAAGGUGUCACGGAUGUCCUCUUUGGUGACUAUGGGUUUACGGGUAAGCUUGCGCGUACUUGGUUCAAGUCUGUUAAUCAGCUCCCGAUGAAUGUUGGAGACGCACAUUAUGAUCCGUUGUACCCGUUUGGGUUCGGGCUCACAACUAAGCCUAGGAAGAAUUAGUGAAGCUGAUGAGUGUGUUGGAUGUUGGGUAUUUUUUUGUGGGAAUUUGAUCUUCGCACAUGAGUUUUCAGCAACAACUCUUGUCUUAAUGUUGUAUGAAUAAGUAAUUAAAUCAGUAGUUUUCCAUGGCAAUUAUUGUUGAUGAGAACUUAUCCACAAGGCCCAGUCCAAAAGGUGCAAUAGAAUUUAUCAAAGGCCUGAAGAAUAUUUGCCAUAUAGUUCUCUUGUUUUUAAUGGCAUAAAAACUAAAAAGAGCUGUUUAGCUGAUUAUCACU
This is a messenger RNA of Helianthus annuus (common sunflower), 2391 nucleotides long. RefSeq names its product beta-glucosidase BoGH3B. Bases 227 to 2116 code for a protein of 629 amino acids. The record is from RefSeq and is a predicted model, not a curated record. NCBI's taxonomy places the organism in Eukaryota, Viridiplantae, Streptophyta, Magnoliopsida, Asterales, Asteraceae. The transcript has 9 exons. Gene Ontology annotation, molecular function: beta-glucosidase activity. Gene Ontology annotation, biological process: glucan catabolic process.